Molecule: messenger RNA, 11463 nt
Organism: Porites evermanni
Lineage: Eukaryota; Metazoa; Cnidaria; Anthozoa; Scleractinia; Poritidae
Source: the annotation of a GenBank genome assembly
AUGGCGGCUGUGGAACACUCCAGAAUACGAAGCGUUGUUCAGGUACGUAAGCUUCUUUAAGCCUUGUGUAGAGGUCGAAAAUGGGAGAUGAUGUAGUUUGAGUUGUUCGCUUAAAUCUUGAAAGAUUUCAGAAAUCUCUUUUCCGUUGUCUGACGACAAUAGUUCCUUUCCCUUUUUAUAUAUCUUCGAGAUAUAAUUCAGAUUUGUUGAUCACCUUUUUAAGACUUUUUCAAUUGUGAUUGUAAGCUUAUGAGUCUAUACAGCUUAUAAAUAUGGUUACUUAGCUAGCUUUUGUAAAUUUGUCUUUAGCUUGCAUGGUCCAAAGAGAAUCAGUAAGGCUUUAACGUAUUUCGUGUUGUCUUUUUAAGUCUGUUAGACAUUCGAAUUCGCCCGUUGGUGGAACUGCUCAGAGGUCUAGAUCUAGAUCAAGAUCAAGAUCACCACAGGAGAGAUAGUAAGAUUUAAUAACCUGAUAACUAAGCAUGCUUAAUUAUCGUAAGCUUAAAUUAGUAUAGAGAAUAGCAUGAUUUGUAGUGAUAUUUGGUAUAAAUACCACAAGUGAUAUUUCAAAACUGUUAUGCGUAAUUCGGCGAGUGAAAUUUGAGACAAUUUUGAAAUAUCAUGAGUGGUAUUUAUGCCAAAUAUCAUGUACAAAUCAUGCUAUUAUUUGUUUAUACUACUACCCACAAAAGGUUUGUAAUUUUCACACAUAGGUAUUUCAAAUUAAGCUGAAAUACCACUGCUCUAAGCCAAUCAAAUUGCGGUAAUUUCUCAUGUAGUAGUAUAACUUUUGAAAUCACUUAACUGUUAGGACCUCGAAAGAAAUGGUCAUUUGCAUUGCGUUUUUAAAUAGCUUGCGUGACCGUUUCAGGCCAACUGUUUGGUCAUGUGACAUGUAUUCCCUAAUCAGAGAAAGGUUAUAACCAAGUUUCAAUUAGGUCUGAUUUCUGUUGCUCUAUUGGAUCCAGUCUUGUUCCUCACUGAAAAGAGACAGCAGGAAGCCGGAGUGGCCAAUAGUUUCUGUAAUAGAAAUAAAAAAUUUAAUUUAUGCAUCAUUACCAAAUGCUAGAAAUAGAAAAUGUCAGCUGACACCAAACACAUGUUGUGUUUUGCCACAUUUUUGCUUUGGUCUUUGCCAUUGAGCUCAACAGCAACACAUACAGAUUAAAGGUAUUUCCAUUGAUCUUUGUGACUUACAUUAGCAAAGUUAGGGAUGAGAUAUUUACAACAGCAAUGUAUGGGCUUGAAAUUCGUCACAAUGGCUGUCCAGAAACUUCGGUGCAGACUGGAAAAUAAAUUAUUGAUAAUCCAUAUCUGGUUAGUUGAAUGGCAGAAAUAUCCUCACCAUUUUCCAAGUUCUCCAAUGUUUUUCUUUAUAAAUAUUUCAGGUUUUUAACCUUAAAACACUUCCAAUCACAAUCACACACUCCUCAUCUAACAAUACCUUUCCAUCUACCACUUGAAAUCUGCUUCAAAGAAAUUAAUUCAUGUGGCGUUCUUGAUUUUGAGGAGGCAAUGAUCUGAUUGGUGGAAAUCGACAAAAGUAACCCAUGCAUUUACUUUGGAAAUAAAGAUUCCUUUAUUAACAUUAAUUUUUCAGUUCAAGAGAACGUCGUGAUAAGAGAAGAAAUAACGAAGACAAGUCUGGAAGUGACUAUGAUAGGUAUGUGUAGAAUUAAGUAGUUUAUGUAAGUUAAGUCAUAGUUAACCCUUUGUCAAUAAUCUUAAUUCUAAUAAAAUUUUUCUCCUCAAUAUGUCCUCUAUGGACGUAGAAGUGAUGUGCUUGCCACUGACAAAUCACGAUAUUUUGCUCAUCCUUGUCCAAUAAUCGUUGUCCUUUGUGCUUCUUGUUGUUUUGCCACUGUAGCAGGAGACGAAGGAGAGAAGAUAAGGAAAACAGAAAUAAAAGUGAUGACGAUAAGGAAGAGGACAGAAGACACCCAAGAAGGACACAACAAAGUGAUAGUGAGGAUGAGAGAAAUUCUGAUAGGAGAAAAGAUCGACACAGAGACCGAGAGAGACACAGAAGAAGAAGAUACAGGAGUGAUGAUGAUGAUGAUGAUGAUAGAGAAAGGGAGAGAAGAAGAAGAAGAGAACAUGAUGAUCAUUCUGAAAGAAGGCGGCGUUUUACUCCCUCGGAUGAAGAGAGGGAUCAUAGGAAAAAUAAACGUAGUCCUGUAGAGGAUCAGGAGCGAGGUGAUGCACAUGAUAGGAGCAGAACAAGGGGUGAAGAAGAUCAGAAAGCCGGAGAAAAAGAAGAUAAGACAGAGCAGGGUGUAGAGACUGCUAAAAAGAAGGUGGACCCAAACAAUCCACUUCUGACAAGAACAGGUAGAGAUUCCUGUGGUUAUUUUAUCUCUGUAUUGGCUGAUUAAUAAUGGUACAAAAUUGUAAGAGGACUGAGUCUGUAAUCAUAUGAGUGAUUAACAAAAUCGGACAACGGCGUAGCGGGAGUCCAAUUUGUUUAAUCCCAAGUAUAGACUGAAUUGGAUGACACAAAGUUCUGUUACCAACUGAUCAUAACUAUAACAAAAUAUUUGUGAUAUUUUAGGCUUUUUCAAACUUUAAACCCGAGAAAUUCCUAGAGUUGUUUUGCUAGCAGUGAAAAAAACCACUUAAGUGGGCAUGUGCUAUGGCACGCACUGUCCUAUUACACUGUGUUAGUGCUGAAAUCAGGGCAGUUGAUAGCCAGUCAGCAAUAUUGUUUUAAAGUAAGUCUGUGCUGGUUUAAAACCCAACCAAACUAGUGUUAUUAAGAGAGGGUGACACUAUUUUUUAAGUGUCCUUCCUGUUACUUUCUCAGGUGUUCAUGUACAUGAACUGUACACUUCUUAAACUCAACCUUAGGUUGAAGAAUAAUAUUAUUGAUAGCUUCACUUUCCCAUGAAAGUGUUUUCUUUGUCCAAAAACUGUUGAAUGUUUUCAGCCAUAUCAUAAGUUUGACUCUUGAAUCUUUUUGCUUGGUAUAUUUUGUGAUCUUUAUUGUGCUAUUAAUCUUUCAGGAGGUGCAUAUAUUCCCCCAGCAAGACUCAAAAUGAUGCAACAGAGUAUUGAGGACAAGAGUAGGUGAGUAUUUAGGAGGUAAUAUUAUAUUGAAAUGGUUAAGACAGAAUCUAUUAGGAAAUUUUAAUUUUUAGUGGAUGCAAGAAUUGUGAAAGCACAGGUAAAAUUCUGAAGAUUUCAUGUGUAGGAUGUGAUUUUGUGAAAUUUGACAUCUAUUUUCUCGGGCUCUGAUGAUUUAAUUUUCUUUGGUGUAGUUACAUUAUUACAUCUGUAGCCCUAAAAAAUGGGGUAUUGUUUAAAUUAUUCUGGUGCAAGGUUUUGUCCACUGAAAUUUAAAAUUACUCCAUUUCCUUAUGGAUUUCGUCUUAAAUUGUUAACCUAGCACCUUUAAUUGGGUGACCAUGAUCAUCAUCAUACAGUUCAGGUUUUCUGCAGUUAUUGGAACAUAGGACACCAUUUAAUGUUCUCGUUUUGGGCUUGCUUUUCCCAAAUUCCUACCAAAAUUUGAUAUCAUUAAAGCAUAGUUUGGCUGAGUCGUUCCUCAGCCCUGCAAAAUGUUUGAAUUUCUUGGCUGGGUUGUUAGCCAACAUAGUUUUAUGAGGGUGGGUGGAUGUUUGCUCCCUAGCUCAACAGGCAACCUGGAGGGUCAAAGGCAGUUGUUUGUCUGGUCUUUAUCCCUCAACCAUUAUUCCCGGUGCUUUUCAAUUCAAGGGUUUGGCCUGCCAAUUUGGUUUUGGUAAUUUUUAAACAAAACCUCUCAUAUGUGACGAGUUCUUUGGCACUCAAUCACUUAAUUAUGUCUGGUGUCCAUUUUAUAAACUUAGGUCACCAAAAUUGGUUCUUUGCUAAAAGUUGAGCUUGCUGUACUGGUUUUACCAACAGAAAAAAUGUAUUAAAAGGACCAUUUAGCGCUUUACCGGCCCUCUUGUCCAUAUUUUAAUACAGGGUGUCAUUUAAAUCUAGGUUAACCUAAUACAGGUUUCACUGACAACUAGCCGAUACACUGUAUGUCUGCAUGUACACUAAUAAUAACUGUUUUUCAAAAAGUUAAUUGUGACAUACCCGUACAUGUAUUUAGUGUUCAUCAAUUUUUUUUCAGUGAAGCUUAUCAGAGACUCAGUUGGGAAGCAUUAAAGAAAAGCAUCAAUGGUCUUGUUAACAAGGUUAGUGCUAAACUGUAUUUUUAAACAGUAAGAUAAGAUAAAGGUACACAUGAGCCAAGAGGCUCUGUCCAUAUCUCUGGAACUUUUCCUGGUUUACAAGUGUAGUGUGGAACUUGCUUUUCCCCAGUUGCCUCUUGUACUCCAUCAUCAGUAUGCAGUUUUGUCUUAAUAAUUAGAUUUACUCAGGGCUUCAAUUUCAUUAAGAGCCGGGGACCAGGGUUUUCCUAACUACAGUACGUGGUUCCUGGCUACUUUCAGACGAAAAAAGAAGAAAAAUAGAACCAAAAGAAAUCCCUAGCUGUUUGAUUCCCCGCCUACUUGUUGUAUUUAACAGGCAACUUGAAAUCUUAGUGACAGCUCUGUUUACUCAAGUAUUAUGAUUCCUAGUUUUGAUGAUUAUUUGAUAGACUCAACUGGUUCUGAAUUUUUUUAUUGUUAUUGUAGGUUAACACAUCAAAUAUUGGUAACAUUGUAAGAGAGCUUUUCCAGGAGAACAUUGUACGAGGAAGGUAGGGAUUGAGCAUAAAAUAAUAAAAUGAUUGAUAAUUAAUAAAAUAAUAUUAUUUUCCAGCAAGUUAUUAAGUUCUCUGUUACAUCCAUGCAAGUGAUUCAAUAUUCAGUCACAAAAUGGAUGCUCAAACCACACAUGAUAUUACAAUGAAUAUUGGGUAUUUAAUUUAAAUUAAAAUGGUAACUGCGGGAUGAUUUUUUAGAGCUUGACUGACAAGUAGUUAUAUAAUGUCUUUUUUGGAAUGUUAAUGACUGCACAAAUCAUGCCAGCAUUUACUCUAAUCUACAAGGGAUUUUGUUCUUGGUUUUGUUGCAGAGGUGUGCUUUGUCAGUCAAUCAUGCGAGCUCAAGCAGCUUCUCCAACAUUCACUCAUGUUUAUGCCGCACUUGUUGCCAUCCUCAACACAAAGGUUUGUCUGUGCUAAAAAAAAAUUAGUAGUAAGUCUUUGUUGUACAUUCAAAAAUAGUAAAUGAGUCCACAUUUAACUCUGCCAAUUUUUUUUUUGAACAGUUUCCAAAAAAUGGAGAACUUCUUCUUCGACGUCUGAUUCUGCUGUUUCGACGAGCGUACAGAAGAAAUGAUAAGGUGCUCUUAUGUUCUUUUCUCUAUUUACAACAUACAAACUGUACAACUUUACAUGUAAACUUGUCUUGAAUGUGAUUUCAUGUAACUGUUGAAGUUUCAAGUUCAAAGAGGAAAAGUUCAUACAAUGUAUAAGAUGGCAUGCAUUGUGACUAGGAAAAUAUUGUAGAAUGUUCCGAUGGAACACUUCUGUUCUGCUUAGAAGCUGUCGAAGAAUACAGAGGAAGCACUAACCAAAACAAACAAUCAAACAAAAAAUAAAUGUUUCUUGUAAACCCACUGUUAUGGCUUGUGUUUCUACGACACUUUGACAAUGUUAUGAUCCAUAAUUACUUGUACGGUACAUGCAGUGUAACAGUUGCUUAAAAACCAAGAUAGCUAGAUUAGAUUAUUGUUAUGCAGCACUUCAACCUGUCUCGUUAUCUCUUAUCAUGCUUUUAUUUGUGCCCUGCAUGUAGGCUGUUUGUUUAUCUUCCACAAGGUUCAUUGCUCAUCUUGUCAAUCAGCAAGUGGUGAGUACUCGUCUGGGUGUUUCUUUUUAUUACGAUUAUUAUUAAUUUAUUUAUUUUAUAUUUUCAUAAAUUUAUUUUUUUUACUAUAUAUUUUUAACGUUUUCAGAAAUAUUACAGUGUAUUUUAAAUGUAGCUGGCUUUAGUUUUCCCAUAGUUGUCAGUUGUCAGUGUAUGUUCUACACUACAGUAUCUAUUCGUUGCUGAUUUUGCUUUUGUUUUUUACCAAAGAAUCCAAUUAAUAGCAGAUCAUUAUAAGUUUCUGGGAACUGCCCACCUACCCCUCCCCUAAACUAACAUUUUGCCCUAAGUGAGAAGUAAGUGUUAAUGUUGGCUUAGGGGAGGGGUAGGUGGGCAGUUUCCCAGAAACAUAUAACAAUCCACUAGCCUACAUGUGUCAGAGUUACUGGUCAGAGGCAGUGAUUUUUUGAUUGCUUCCAGUUAUUUUUUUUAGAAAAAUGGCUCCUCCAACUUCAUCAGCUUAGCCUUCAAAUCAGGCAUUAUUCUUACCUAUUAAAUAAAUACAUUUUUUUUGCAGGCACAUGAGAUCUUAGCCCUGGAGAUUCUGACCUUGCUUCUCCACAAACCCACAGAUGACAGUGUGGAGGUUGCGGUGAGUUCUACGGUGUAUCCAUUGGAAUACUAAGUUUUUGAGCCACAGAUUUGUCAAAUGUACAUGUAUAAUUUUUUUAAAACUAAAACUUACUUUGUAAGCCAAAUGCCAUCAAAUUUACCCUGAUUUUUGUAACCCUCAGUUUUUUCCAUUAGAUUGAAGAGCAGGUUGUUCAUUAGGCAUCGGACAUUGGAGAAUUCUCCUUUUACUGUGAAAAAUUAUUCAGCUGAUGCUUCGGUAUCCUGUGGCUAUUUUUUAUUCAGACGAGGAGCCUCUUUCAAAGAUUCUUGUGUAAUGUUACACCUUUCUCCUGCUACUAGAAUUCUAGAUGAAAACCCUAGUAAUAGUGUUAUUAGGAUUUUAGUUAAACAACAUAGAUUUUAUUAUCUAUUAAAAGGCCAGCAGUCUCUUGGACUACAGAAGGUUGAAAUUUAUCAUUUUAAGCUAAAAAUGUUAUAUUUAAUUUUAUAGAUUGGAUUCUUAAAAGAAGUUGGUAUGAAGCUGACAGAAGUCUCAUCCCGCGGUGUUCAUGGUAUGUUCACUAAAAUAAUAUUACUACAAUGUCAAUAUUAUCAGUGCAUUCUGAGUAAUCAAAUAAAAAAUAGCAUGUUCAAUUACUCUGUCUGCAACAUGAUAAAAUAACUGAUAACUGAUUAAUCAUUGUGGUAUAAUGCAUGAACUCAGAAGAAGAAUGAUAUGUUUUUGACCCUCUAACUUAAUUUUAGGGGAAUCAAACAGGGUUAAAAAAGGCUCUCUCUUAAUUAACAAUCAGUUUCUUAAUUCUCUGAAUCACAUCUGCUUUUGUGUCAUCUGUAGUUACACUGUAGAAUUUGCAGUUAACUUACUCAGCAUUCAUGGUUAGACCAUGAAGGUGUUGCUGUUGAUUUAAUCGUGUGUUAUUGCUUUCUAUAUAGCUGUAUUUGGUAAUUUUUAAACAAAACCUCUCAUAUGUGACGAGUUCUUUGGCACUCAAUCACUUAAUUAUGUCUGGUGUCCAUUUUAUAAACUUAGGUCACCAAAAUUGGUUCUUUGCUAAAAGUUGAGCUUGCUGUACUGGUUUUACCAACAGAAAAAAUGUAUUAAAAGGACCAUUUAGCGCUUUACCGGCCCUCUUGUCCAUAUUUUAAUACAGGGUGUCAUUUAAAUCUAGGUUAACCUAAUACAGGUUUCACUGACAACUAGCCGAUACACUGUAUGUCUGCAUGUACACUAAUAAUAACUGUUUUUCAAAAAGUUAAUUGUGACAUACCCGUACAUGUAUUUAGUGUUCAUCAAUUUUUUUUCAGUGAAGCUUAUCAGAGACUCAGUUGGGAAGCAUUAAAGAAAAGCAUCAAUGGUCUUGUUAACAAGGUUAGUGCUAAACUGUAUUUUUAAACAGUAAGAUAAGAUAAAGGUACACAUGAGCCAAGAGGCUCUGUCCAUAUCUCUGGAACUUUUCCUGGUUUACAAGUGUAGUGUGGAACUUGCUUUUCCCCAGUUGCCUCUUGUACUCCAUCAUCAGUAUGCAGUUUUGUCUUAAUAAUUAGAUUUACUCAGGGCUUCAAUUUCAUUAAGAGCCGGGGACCAGGGUUUUCCUAACUACAGUACGUGGUUCCUGGCUACUUUCAGACGAAAAAAGAAGAAAAAUAGAACCAAAAGAAAUCCCUAGCUGUUUGAUUCCCCGCCUACUUGUUGUAUUUAACAGGCAACUUGAAAUCUUAGUGACAGCUCUGUUUACUCAAGUAUUAUGAUUCCUAGUUUUGAUGAUUAUUUGAUAGACUCAACUGGUUCUGAAUUUUUUUAUUGUUAUUGUAGGUUAACACAUCAAAUAUUGGUAACAUUGUAAGAGAGCUUUUCCAGGAGAACAUUGUACGAGGAAGGUAGGGAUUGAGCAUAAAAUAAUAAAAUGAUUGAUAAUUAAUAAAAUAAUAUUAUUUUCCAGCAAAUUAUUAAGUUCUCUGUUACAUCCAUGCAAGUGAUUCAAUAUUCAGUCACAAAAUGAAUGCUCAAACCACACAUGAUAUUACAAUGAAUAUUGGGUAUUUAAAUUAAAUUAAAAUGGUAACUGCGGGAUGAUUUUUUAGAGCUUGACUGACAAGUAGUUAUAUAAUGUCUUUUUUGGAAUGUUAAUGACUGCACAAAUCAUGCCAGCAUUUACUCUAAUCUACAAGGGAUUUUGUUCUUGGUUUUGUUGCAGAGGUGUGCUUUGUCAGUCAAUCAUGCGAGCUCAAGCAGCUUCUCCAACAUUCACUCAUGUUUAUGCCGCACUUGUUGCCAUCCUCAACACAAAGGUUUGUCUGUGCUAAAAAAAAAUUAGUAGUAAGUCUUUGUUGUACAUUCAAAAAUAGUAAAUGAGUCCACAUUUAACUCUGCCAAUUUUUUUUUUGAACAGUUUCCAAAAAAUGGAGAACUUCUUCUUCGACGUCUGAUUCUGCUGUUUCGACGAGCGUACAGAAGAAAUGAUAAGGUGCUCUUAUGUUCUUUUCUCUAUUUACAACAUACAAACUGUACAACUUUACAUGUAAACUUGUCUUGAAUGUGAUUUCAUGUAACUGUUGAAGUUUCAAGUUCAAAGAGGAAAAGUUCAUACAAUGUAUAAGAUGGCAUGCAUUGUGACUAGGAAAAUAUUGUAGAAUGUUCCGAUGGAACACUUCUGUUCUGCUUAGAAGCUGUCGAAGAAUACAGAGGAAGCACUAACCAAAACAAACAAUCAAACAAAAAAUAAAUGUUUCUUGUAAACCCACUGUUAUGGCUUGUGUUUCUACGACACUUUGACAAUGUUAUGAUCCAUAAUUACUUGUACGGUACAUGCAGUGUAACAGUUGCUUAAAAACCAAGAUAGCUAGAUUAGAUUAUUGUUAUGCAGCACUUCAACCUGUCUCGUUAUCUCUUAUCAUGCUUUUAUUUGUGCCCUGCAUGUAGGCUGUUUGUUUAUCUUCCACAAGGUUCAUUGCUCAUCUUGUCAAUCAGCAAGUGGUGAGUACUCGUCUGGGUGUUUCUUUUUAUUACGAUUAUUAUUAAUUUAUUUAUUUUAUAUUUUCAUAAAUUUAUUUUUUUUACUAUAUAUUUUUAACGUUUUCAGAAAUAUUACAGUGUAUUUUAAAUGUAGCUGGCUUUAGUUUUCCCAUAGUUGUCAGUUGUCAGUGUAUGUUCUACACUACAGUAUCUAUUCGUUGCUGAUUUUGCUUUUGUUUUUUACCAAAGAAUCCAAUUAAUAGCAGAUCAUUAUAAGUUUCUGGGAACUGCCCACCUACCCCUCCCCUAAACUAACAUUUUGCCCUAAGUGAGAAGUAAGUGUUAAUGUUGGCUUAGGGGAGGGGUAGGUGGGCAGUUUCCCAGAAACAUAUAACAAUCCACUAGCCUACAUGUGUCAGAGUUACUGGUCAGAGGCAGUGAUUUUUUGAUUGCUUCCAGUUAUUUUUUUUAGAAAAAUGGCUCCUCCAACUUCAUCAGCUUAGCCUUCAAAUCAGGCAUUAUUCUUACCUAUUAAAUAAAUACAUUUUUUUUGCAGGCACAUGAGAUCUUAGCCCUGGAGAUUCUGACCUUGCUUCUCCACAAACCCACAGAUGACAGUGUGGAGGUUGCGGUGAGUUCUACGGUGUAUCCAUUGGAAUACUAAGUUUUUGAGCCACAGAUUUGUCAAAUGUACAUGUAUAAUUUUUUUAAAACUAAAACUUACUUUGUAAGCCAAAUGCCAUCAAAUUUACCCUGAUUUUUGUAACCCUCAGUUUUUUCCAUUAGAUUGAAGAGCAGGUUGUUCAUUAGGCAUCGGACAUUGGAGAAUUCUCCUUUUACUGUGAAAAAUUAUUCAGCUGAUGCUUCGGUAUCCUGUGGCUAUUUUUUAUUCAGACGAGGAGCCUCUUUCAAAGAUUCUUGUGUAAUGUUACACCUUUCUCCUGCUACUAGAAUUCUAGAUGAAAACCCUAGUAAUAGUGUUAUUAGGAUUUUAGUUAAACAACAUAGAUUUUAUUAUCUAUUAAAAGGCCAGCAGUCUCUUGGACUACAGAAGGUUGAAAUUUAUCAUUUUAAGCUAAAAAUGUUAUAUUUAAUUUUAUAGAUUGGAUUCUUAAAAGAAGUUGGUAUGAAGCUGACAGAAGUCUCAUCCCGCGGUGUUCAUGGUAUGUUCACUAAAAUAAUAUUACUACAAUGUCAAUAUUAUCAGUGCAUUCUGAGUAAUCAAAUAAAAAAUAGCAUGUUCAAUUACUCUGUCUGCAACAUGAUAAAAUAACUGAUAACUGAUUAAUCAUUGUGGUAUAAUGCAUGAACUCAGAAGAAGAAUGAUAUGUUUUUGACCCUCUAACUUAAUUUUAGGGGAAUCAAACAGGGUUAAAAAAGGCUCUCUCUUAAUUAACAAUCAGUUUCUUAAUUCUCUGAAUCACAUCUGCUUUUGUGUCAUCUGUAGUUACACUGUAGAAUUUGCAGUUAACUUACUCAGCAUUCAUGGUUAGACCAUGAAGGUGUUGCUGUUGAUUUAAUCGUGUGUUAUUGCUUUCUAUAUAGCUGUCUUUGAAAGGCUUCGGAACAUUCUUCACAGCGCAGAAAUUGACAAGCGGGUCCAGUACAUGAUUGAAGUGAUGUUUGCCAUCAGAAAAGAUGGAUUCAAGGUACAUAGUUAUGUCACUUUUCUUUCGAAUUGAAAUGUAUGGGAUGAAUCAAAUUUUGAACAGUGGAUCAAUAAAAGUGAACAUGAUCUUGGCAGUAGAAUGAACAACCUAAGUGGUUGAAAAUUCAGGCCUUCCCCACUCAAGCCUGAAUUUUUUACUUAUCAUUCAUGAUAAAUCAAGAUGUUCAAUUUUGUGUAUUUUAAACAGGACCAUGUUGCUGUUCCAGCCGAACUGGAUCUUGUGGAGGAGGAAGAUCAAAUUACACAUCUACUGCGCCUGGAAGAAGCUGGAAACACAGAAGAUAUUCUAAGUAAGUCAGAUGUAAAAUUUAAUAAUUCUUUUCUGUAACUGACUUUGAACUUUUAGGAUUCUUGCACUGAUUUUAAUGUUUGUAUUAAUUUUGGUGCUAAUAAUUAUCACCUGCUUGUAUGCAGAUAUAUUCAAGUUUGACCCAAAUUUCCUGGAAAAUGAAGAUAAAUACAAGGAAAUAAAAAGAGGC